AUCUCCGUAUGUAGCACAGAGUGUAAGAGAUAGAGAUGGGUUUGUACCUCAUUUAUGGCCCUACUCCUUCACAUGCAUGCAUUUAAUGCAUCAUCCCCCCUUUAACUCCCCCAAAAAAAAUUUAACUCCCCCCACUUUUAAUUUUUGCAAUGGAAUAAUUAGUAGAUAUAUAGAAGCACAAAAGCCCCAUUGCAAAAGCACUUCUCUUUACCAGGAGAAAAUAAUAAUAAUAAUAAUAAUAAUAAUAAAAGAGAGAAAAUAAGAUCACCAGGUGAUGGAGAUGAGAGGGUGGCAAGAUUUGGGUGUGGUGGAAACAAUUUAUGAAGAUGAUCAAGAAGAGGAGGAAGGAGACGAACCGGAAGAGAAAGAGAAAGAGUGCCUCAAUUCGCCUUCGCUUUCGUCGCCGUCGUCGUCGGCCUUGACUCGUCUCCGCUCCUCUUGUUUGCCGCCGUCCUUGUCGCUACGGAGCGUAGUCUCCGCUUGGUCGCGGGCUAAUGGAUGCAAUACCGACGUCGUGAUCCGAUUAGACGAUCAAUGUUUUCAUCUGCACAGGGAUCCGAUUGUAACGCAUAGCGUUACCUGCGACGCCUGCUAACGGAGUCCUCGACGUCGCCGUGAUCCCGCCGUCAGGGCUGACGGCGAGGCCUUCGCCGCCGCCGUUAUCUCCGGCUACGGCCCCGGCGUCGCCCUCACCCCCUCCACCCUCCCCGCGUGCGCCGCCGCGGAGUGGCUCGACCUCGCCGGCGAUCUGGUGGCGCGCACGGAGGAUACUUCUUCCGGGAGGUGGCGACGGACGCGCGCGCGCGCGGCGGCGGCGCUCCGAUCGUGCGCGGCGCUCCUCGGCGGCGGCGCCGCCCCCCGCGGCGCGCUCCUCGCGCGGUGCGUGGAGGCGCUCGCGGGUGCGGCGGCGCCGGCGCCGGAGACGGGACGGGACGGAGGGGGCGGGGGGUGGCUCGAGGAGGUGGCGGCGCUGCCCCCGGAGGAGUUUGGGGCGGUGGCGGAGGCGAUGCGGGCGCGGUGCGCGCACGACCACGACCUGCUCUAUCGGAUCGUCGAUCACUAUCUUGAGAACCACGAAGACAAGCUAACGGAGGAAGAGAAGUCCCGGCUCUGCUACAGCGUAAACUGCACGAAGCUCUCCCACAGCCUGUUCAUGCACCUCGUGCAGAACCCCCGCCUGCCGCUCCGCUUCGUCGUCCAGGCCAUGCUCGUCGAGCAGCUCAACACCCACCGCUCCUUCUUCCCCCGCACUGCCGCCACCGCCGCCGCAGCGUCCUCGGCCGUCAAGCCGUCGCACAACAACAACAACAACAACAACGGCAGCGGCAGUGGCGGCGGCGUGGCCACCACCCUCGGCGCGAUCCUCAACCGCGACGCGGCGCUCCGCCAGUCGGCGCAGCUCCGGUCCUCCAUGCAGGCCACCAGCUUCCGCAUCGAGGGGCUCGAGCGCGAGAUCGCCGCGCUGCGGCGGUGCCUGCAGUCGGUCGAGGAUGGCGAGCCGGGGCUGCAGGGGUCGUCGGCCAGCUUCCGGAUACUGCCGGACGACGCGGAAGACGGCGGAGGCGCGGAGUGCUCCGGUGCCGGCGGGAGGGAUAGGUGGAGCUUCGGGGCGAAGCUGGUGAGGGGGUUGAAGAGCUUCUUCAAGAAGCCGGGGAGUGCGGCAGCUGCCGGAAGAAGCGGUUUCCGCGGCGGAGGUGGGUGUGAUGGUGGAGGCGGUGUUGUAGGGAAGGAGGUGGUGGAGAUAGAGAGGAGGCCAAAGGGCCACAGGAGGAAUAGGUCUUUGGUGUGAUGUUAGUAUAAUUUUAGUUUAAUUAGCUCGUGAUUUGUUUGGUACCAAAUUUACAUUAGAGUAAUGUUAAUACUACACAGCUAGCUAGGGCUAGUAAUCCAGUUCGCUGUUCACGAGUCAGCUCGAAAGUUAGCUCGAGAUCGAUAUGGCAAUUCAGUUCGCUGUUCGUAAGUCAACUCACAUAUUCGACUCAAAAACAAGCUCAAGACAGAUAUGCUUGUUUAACAAACGAGCCAAACAAGAAUUUAGGUUGACUUGCUUGUAUUCGACUCGAUAUAACUUGAAUAAUAUAUAUACCUAUAUAUUAAAUAAUUUUAUUAUUUGGAUUUUAUGCCAACUUAAAUGU
Messenger RNA from Ananas comosus (pineapple), 2135 nucleotides. RefSeq names its product BTB/POZ domain-containing protein At3g49900. The record is from RefSeq and is a predicted model, not a curated record. NCBI's taxonomy places the organism in Eukaryota, Viridiplantae, Streptophyta, Magnoliopsida, Poales, Bromeliaceae.